Molecule: messenger RNA, 2988 nt
Organism: Elephantulus edwardii (Cape elephant shrew)
Lineage: Eukaryota; Metazoa; Chordata; Mammalia; Macroscelidea; Macroscelididae
Gene: MMP25
Product: matrix metallopeptidase 25
Exons: 14
Coding region: 1-2988 (995 amino acids)
Biological process (GO): collagen catabolic process; proteolysis; extracellular matrix organization
Cellular component (GO): extracellular matrix
Molecular function (GO): metalloendopeptidase activity; zinc ion binding
Source: RefSeq, a predicted model, not a curated record
AUGGCUUCUCCAGCAUCUGUGGGGACAGUGGCUCUGUGGCUUUCUCGGGCUUGCCCACUCCUCGCCCUCCUGCUGGCCCGCCUGGCCCCCUGGCCUCCCAGCACCACUGCCAAGGCCAAAGGCCAAGAAGGGCGAAUGCGUCCCAGUCCCCAGCUGUCCCGGCUCGCGGUUCCUGACGAUCUGAGAAGCAGCUCAUUCCCCCAGAACCCCGUUCCGCCCCUGGCCCUGGUCCCUGGCCCCUGCCUUCUUGGCUUCCCCUGCUUGCCCCGGUGUUUGCGCCCCAGCCUUCCAGGCGCACCCCGCGCUGUCUUGAGGCCAGAGCCCCGGUUCCGGGCGGGGCGAGGUAACAGGUUGUGCCGGCCGCGCCGCGGGAACCCUCGGGUUUCUGUUUAUCCCCGGCUCGCCCCUAGGGCCGGGUUCAUCGCUCCCCUGGCGCCCAGCUCGGCCCGGGCUCGGGGAGACCCCCAGAGGCUCGGGGUGCCGUUUCCGGGAUCUCAAAGCCCCCGCGCCCCUGCAGCGCACACAACCACACCUGACUCUCCCAUCCCCCCGCGCAGGUGCAGGACUCCACUCCUGCCCGCCGGACGCGGGUGUCACGUUGGUCCCCGGCCCAGCUGGGGUGUCCGCCCCCAAUCCUCCAUCCCGCUGCCCCACGGCCCGGAGCCCAUUUGGUUUCCCCUUCUCCCGUCGCCGGUCAGCUCCCCGGUCUUCGGGUCCCUCCUACUGCCCACCCGGCCGGCCCACGUCACCCGGGUUCGAAGCCCCUGUCCUCGGCGCCCCCCCGGGCCCUCACCUGCGCUGCCCGCCAGGCUCCCGCCGGUCCCCACGGUCCCGGGUCCCCUCUUCCGGAGGCGAGCCAGCUGGCGCCCUACGGCGCCCCUCCGCUUCCUCUUCCCUCGCCCUCCAGCGCUUGGCCCGGGAGGCCGCUCGGCUUCUGUGUGGAAGUUAUUGCACUUGAAAUGUCCAGGAGCUGCCGGGAAGCCGCACAGACCUCAGUGCCCCCCAAGUCAAGGUGCUGAAGAUGUUGAGAACCACGUGCGCCAGGUGGAGCCCGGCGCGCAGUCCGAGGAGCCGCAAGGGGCGCCGGGUCCUGGGGAGGUGGGGGUGGGGGCGACUACCGCAGCCACGGCCACUGGGCUGAUUCUGGAAAAGCAGAAGCGUGCCCGCCGCGAGGGUACCCGGAGCCGGGAUCCGAAAGAGAAACCGGGGGCGGGCGCGGGAGAUGCCUGGCUUCGCACUUGGAAGGGCCGCCAGCGGGGCCCCGAGUCCAGGCGGCACCUUGGGCCCCUCUCUCGUCUGGCCAUGCGUCCAUGCGCAUCGGGACCUGUGGCCCGGCUCUUGGUGCUGCUGCUCGCGCUGCUGCCGCGCCGGGCGCGCGCUCGGGAGCCCUCAGCGCAGGACGUGAGCUUGGGCGUGGACUGGUUGACCCGCUAUGGCUACCUGCCGCAGCCCGACCCGGCCCAGGCGCAGCUCCAGAGCCUCGAGAAACUGCGGAAUGCCAUUAAGGUCAUGCAGCGCUUUGCGGGGCUGCCUGAGACCGGCCGCAUGGAUGCAAGGACAUUGGCCACCAUGCACAAGCCUCGCUGUUCCUUGCCCGAUGUGAUGGGGGUAGCUGGACUUGUCCGCCGCCGCCGCCGCUAUGCUUUGAGUGGUAGCGUGUGGAAGAAGCGGACCCUGACUUGGAGGGUACAUUCCUUCCCUCAGCGCUCCCAGCUGAACCAGGACACUGUCCGAACCCUCAUGCAAUACGCCCUGAAUGCCUGGGGCGUUGAGUCAGGCCUCAAGUUCCAGGAGCUGGGGCCUCAGGACCCUGAACCCGACAUUCUCAUCGACUUUGCCCGGGCCUACCACCAAGACAGUUACCCCUUCGAUGGACUGGGAGGCACCCUGGCCCAUGCUUUCUUUCCUGGGGAGCACCCCAUUUCUGGGGACACACACUUCGAUGAUGAGGAAGCCUGGACUUAUGGCUCAAGAGAUGGUGAGGGGACAGACCUCUUUGCUGUGGCUGUCCAUGAGUUUGGCCACGCCCUGGGCCUGGGCCACUCCUCAGCACCCGACUCCAUUAUGAGGCCUUUCUACCAGGGCACAGUGGGCCACCCCAGCAAGUACCGGCUGCCCCAUGAUGACCGCGAUGGGCUGCAGCAACUCUACGGCAAAGGACCCCACACCCCACACCUGGAGCCCACCAGAAAGCCCUUGGCCCCUCCUCCACAGCCUAGUCUGCUGCCCCCGGACAGCCCUUCGUCCCCUGUGCCUGAUCGUUGUGAUGGCAAUUUUGAUGCUAUUGCCAACAUCCGAGGUGAAACCUUCUUCUUCAAAGGCCCCUGGUUCUGGCGUGUCCAGCCCUCGGGACAGCUGGUGUCCCCCAGACCUGCGCGCCUGCACCGUUUCUGGGAGGGGCUGCCCGCUCAGGUGAAGGUCAUCCAGGCUGCAUACACCCGACACCAGGAUGGCCGCAUCCUCCUCUUCAGCGGCUCCCGGUUCUGGGUGUUUAAGGACCGGCGUCUGGAAGGCUCUGCACUGCCGCUGACCCAGCUUGGGCUGCCCGCGGGCGAGCAGGUGGACGCCGUGUUCUCGUGGCCGCUGAAUGGGAAGACCUACCUGGUCCGCGGCCAGCAGUACUGGCGGUUUGACGAGGCUGCGGCCAGUCCGGACCCUGGCUACCCGCGCUCCCUCAGCCUCUGGGAGGGGGCGCCCCUCGCCCCCGACGACGUCACCAUCAGCAACGCAGGUGACACCUACUUCUUCAAGGGCGUCCAUUACUGGCGCUUUGCCAAGGGCAGCGUCGUGGCCGAUCCGGACUCCCCCCGCCCCAUGGGGCCUAAGUGGCUGGACUGCCCAGCCCCCAGCGGUGACACCCCCAAAGCGCCCUCCAGGCCAGAAGCUUGCAACUGUCAUUGUGAGAUAAAUCAGGCCGCGGGCCCCCCGCUGCUGCGUCUCCUGCUGCCCCCCCUGGCCCUGCUGGUGUGGGGCGCCUUGUCUUGCUGA